AUGUCCUCAGAAGAGCCCCAACCCGGCCCCGGUCAGGAUGCUAGCCGCGUCGCCGACCAGCUGGACCGCCUCAACAUGGACGGCGAGGGCGAAGUAGUCCCGCGCACCGAAGAGGAAUACGCAGAGUCGCAGCUUACCCUCCGAGCCAUUGUUUCGUCCAAGGAGGCCGGAGUCAUCAUAGGCAAGGCGGGCAAGAACGUCGCUGACCUGCGCGACGAGACUGGUGUGCGCGCCGGUGUCAGCAAGGUCGUCCAAGGUGUCCACGACCGCGUCCUCUCCGUCACCGGUAGCCUCUCUGGCAUCUCCAAGGCAUAUGGCCUAGUCGCCAAAGGCCUGCUCGAGGGCGCCCCCGCUAUGGGCAUGGGCGGCGUUAUCCGCACCGACGGCACUCAUCCCAUCCGCCUGCUCAUCUCGCACAACCAAAUGGGUACCAUCAUUGGUCGCCAGGGCCUGAAGAUCAAGCAGAUCCAGGAUGCCUCUGGCGUACGCAUGGUCGCACAAAAGGAAAUGCUCCCCCAGUCUACCGAGCGCAUCGUCGAAGUCCAGGGCUCGCCCGGCGGUAUCGAGAAAGCUAUCUGGGAGAUUGGCAAGUGCCUCAUCGACGACCACGAGCGCGGCUACGGCACUGUCCUCUACAACCCCGCCGUCAGGGUUCAGCCUGGUGCUGGUCCGGUCCCUCUGUCCAACGGCGGUGGCGCACCCGCCGGUGGUAUGGGCGGACGCUCGUACAACCGCACUGGUCACGGCGCUGACUUCAGUGACUCGCCUCCUGCCUUUUCUCGACGAUCUGGCUCCGAUGCCGCCAGCAGGCCCCCGCCCCCAACGCACACCGAGGAUGGCGAAGAGAUGCAGACCCAGAACAUCAGCAUCCCGUCUGACAUGGUCGGCUGUAUCAUCGGACGCGGCGGUAGCAAGAUCAGCGAGAUCCGCAAGACGUCCAACGCCCGCAUCUCCAUCGCCAAGGCACCUCACGAUGACACCGGCGAGCGCAUGUUCACCAUCACUGGUAGUGCCAGUGCCAAUGAGAAGGCGCUCUAUCUGCUGUACGAGAACUUGGAGGCCGAGAAGAUGCGCCGCAGCCAGGCCCAGGAGUAG
This is a messenger RNA of Alternaria ethzedia, 1095 nucleotides long. RefSeq lists its product as uncharacterized. The transcript is spliced from 2 exons. Gene Ontology annotation, cellular component: nucleus; cytoplasm. The record is from RefSeq and is a predicted model, not a curated record. Lineage: Eukaryota; Fungi; Ascomycota; Dothideomycetes; Pleosporales; Pleosporaceae. Gene Ontology annotation, molecular function: mRNA 3'-UTR AU-rich region binding. Bases 1 to 1095 code for a protein of 364 amino acids. Gene Ontology annotation, biological process: 3'-UTR-mediated mRNA stabilization.